AAAAACUAAAAAUCGUAAUUUUCCAAGCUUCUCAGAUCACCUUGAGAAAGCUUCUUCCAUGUGUUCCGAGCAGCGCCGCGCGAUUACAGAGCUCUACGAGGCUGCCGGCGGUAACCUGGUUGGGUGCCGUCGGGGACUCCUUGGGGGCCCCCCCCGCCGCGCCCCACCCGCCCUCGGCCGCCCGUCCUUCUCUCUCCUCUCGGGCCUCGGCACCCUCGCGAUGGCGGCUUGAGCACCUCUUGUCUCUGCAGUGGGUGGAGUCAGAUUGUUGUAUUGGAGUGCCCCUUGCUGUGUGGUGCCGUGACAACGCAAUUUUGUACCUCGUCGCCCUCUACUUUGUACGCCACAUCUUAUCCUGUUCCUUCUUUCCCAUCCUCGUCGUGGCGGCGGAGAGCGAGAAGGCUGAAACUCGCCAUGUUUCGACAAGCCCUCUUUGACAUCCAUACUCUGCAGUGCGUUCCAGUGGUGAUGCAGUCUCCAGAGGUGGUGCAGUCUCCAGCCGUGGUGCAGUCUCCGGAGAUCUGUUUGCUAGAGGCUCUGGGUGUGGUGCCGGACUCAUCCGACGGAGUCGCUAAACCCGCUGGGCCAACUGAUCGUGGAGAAGCUUUCUCGUUUCAUUCGGUUGCGUAUUCUCCAGAUGUGGUGCAGUCUUCAGAUGGUGGGCUGCAGUCGAGACUGGUCUCUGUUUCUUUUGAUCCUGGUGUCCAGAAUGAGGAGUUGCAGGACGAGGAGUUGCAGGAUGAGGAUUUGCAGAGUGAGGAGGUGCUGAAUGAGAAGUUGCAUUAUUCUCAGCAUAUCGUUUUCGUGGAUGCAAGCUCUGAAGUUUGCCACGCUCCAUUUCCUGACACUCUGUCGGCUUUUGUUGACCCAGGUGUUCGGAAAGAGGAGUUGCAUGAUGAGGAGUUGCAGGAUGUGGGGUUGCAGAAUGAGGAGUUGCUGAAUGAGCAGUUGCAUUAUUCUCAUCAUACAUAUUAUACGGCCUCACGCCCUGAAGUUUGCCACAGUUCAGCUUCUGACGGAGACUCAGCUUGCCAUGGAAAGGAUUGGCAGGGGGAUCUUAGGGAUUUCAAGGACGAGGAGGAGGAUAAUGUUCAUGUUGAUUCCGUGGAGAGUUCUAUGGCAGUUGCUGCUGAAGAAGCGUCGCUGGCUUCUCAAUCAAAUGAUGCUGUACUGCACUCAGCUCCUUUGGAUUAUUCUCUGCACUCAUCUCCUUUGGAUUAUUCUCUGCACUGAGUUCCUUUGGAUUAUUCUCGAGCGCAAAAGGAAGGUGGAGGCCCCGAGGCGCUCCCGUUGGCAUCCUCGAAAACCCACGGAGAGUGCGAAGUCGACCAGCGUAAAGAUAACUGUGCUUCUUCUUCCCAGCUCUGUUCAGAUGAGUUGCAGAGCAGUCGAUCUGAGUGUCAAGCUGCCAGGGACUGGGCCCUUGCCGGUGUCGAUGUCAGUGCCCUUUGGCGUGAGCUACACCGACUGCCGACGCAGGAGUUUCAGCGUAGGACUGAGGCUCUUCAUGCAGGCAGGCUGCAAAUGGGAAUUGAAAGUUCCGAGGAGGAUGAUUCGCAACAAGGGGGUCCUCAGAGUUCUACUUCCAGGAGUGCAUUGACGCGGAGCGGCAAGAAGCAUCGGAAACGGCACAGAUGAUGCACAUGUGAUUGAUCCUGCACGUAUGUUUUGGUCUGCCCCCCUCUCUUUCCCCCGCUGUUUCUGCCCCUGGGCUCGCUUUGGCUCUUUGGGCUCCCCCCGCUCUCCCGCUGGCUUUCCUUCCGCUCUCCGCUGGCAGGUCUCAUAAGCGGAUUUAUUACGCUCUCUUUGCGUACAUUUGACUUUGUAUGAAAUUUCAGGAAGGUGUCAAAGCGCACGACCAGGUUUCACUUAGACAUGGUCUCACACGACCUUUUAACGUGACUUUCCGUGAUUUGUCACGUGGUGCCUCAAAGUAGGCCUUUGAUCUAGUCGACACUACACUGCUUUUAUUUUCAGUGGUGCUGAGACAUAAUCGCUAUAUGUGGUUACUGCAUGGUCUCGCACUGCUUUGCUUCCCUCUUUCUAUUUUUAUUUGUCUUCUCGUGUAUUGGCAGUCUUGUGCAUAUCUGUACAGCUUCGCUGUUUGACGCACCUCUGCUAUAAUCUUUGCAGCUUCGCUGUCUUCCUGUACAGCUUCGCUGUUUAGGUUCUUUGUGUUUAGGCCUGCUCCUAUGGGAGCUCGAACCGGCCUUCGCAAAAGACGCGAAAAACCUGGUUGACGGUUUACCGCCGGCUCCCAGUGCUAUUCGGGUUUGGGACGCUACCAGUGUAGCCGACCGACCUGGUAUAACUUGUAGAGCUUCCCUUAGAGCGUUAGCGGCGAAGCUAGAAACCCUUCUGAUACCAUAGCAUUAAACAAACCGUUCGUACCCUGUUAAUUGUUAAGAGACGCUGAUCGUUUUCUCUACUUCAUUCGAGCUUUAGGCUGGCUGCAAAGCUGAGAAGCAUUUUUCGAAGCAGAAGGUCUCCAGGUAAAUUCGCCUACGAGAUGGAGGCGCCCGGAUUCGGCCUGCAACCGCAGCUACGACUGGGAGCAUAUUUUCGCACUGUAAGUAUACAGCCAGCACAGAUGUGCAAAUUUGAGAUCUGGGCCUGCUGCGGAGCUGAGAUGCACGCUCAUCGACAGGGAAUGCUGCGAAGCAUCAAUCUGUCUACAGGCUUGACGGGAGCUGGAAAGCGCACUGUCAACAGGAAAUCAUCAUUCCGUCGCCUCUAGUAUCGAGACGUCAGACAUUGGUCUGCCACCAGAGCUACAAUGGAGCACUCUGCAGUAUUUGGUGAGAGAUUAAUUAUGUUUUCUGCGUGAUAUUCGGGCUGUAGGGUGGGGCGACACGGUGCUUACUUUAGUGCUCACCGUCUGUUCGUGCCGCGCCCGCCUCUGAACCCAGAGAGGUGACAUAGUCAAACAAUUGCGACACUGAAGUGAGCUGAUGACAUUCUGGGCUUGUAAGAUCAGGGCCGAGACGUCCAGACAGUACUCUCAGGCAUAUGCUGAUUCUCCUCCGUGGCACCGUCGUUCGAAAUAUCGCGCGCUGUUGCUAUUUCCUUGUUGUUGAUCCUCUUGUGAAAGACGCUCACGUCGCUGAAUUGUCGACGCGGAGGACCCCAAUCUUAUGCAGGAUAUUUGGAGAUUCGAAAAUGUUUGUGCGCAUGACGUCCAAAUUCAACUUCAGUUCGGGCGACGUUGUUCACAUGAACCUGGUUGUUUUUUCAGCGAAUGGACCGUUUGAAAUUCACAUGUGACUCACCUGGGCACGCUGCGGAUGAAGAGCUGGCACCACUGAUUGUUGAUGGUCGGGCUGUUCUGGCCAAGCGGGAAGCAGCCGAUGAAACUCUUGGUAUGAAGGCUUGUGCCACUAACGAGGCAGUAUCGUAUGCUUAAGAAAUGAUUGUUGUACAUGCGUCCUGCCUGAGUUUUCAACAUCAAAGGUUGACGAGCAUCUGAAAGCGAAUUGAUUCAUGCAUCUGUUUGCAUUGUGUGUUUGGUUUGCGCACCUCUUCGUUUCAAUCGCUUAUGUUGUGCAUCUUGCGUCUCACCAGGUCGGCUGUUUUACGUUGGUUGUAUUCUCCUUUCUUUAAUUUUUCGUGUGCAUGCUCCGUGUGAUUGCUUCGUGUAGAUAUGAUAUCCAUUCAGGACGUGUUGGUAAUGCACUGUCGUCUGUAAUGUCACGUGUGAGAUAUAAUCUAGCUGUUCCUGUUUGCGCAAUAUGUUUUUAACAGCCUGCACUUCACGCUGCUUGGUACAUCGGGCCUCUCUGAAAUGGGCUCGUGCCCUUUAGGAUUGUACCUUUUUGGGUAAAACUUGGCUCUCAUCUGUUUGAGGCGCCCUUAUAAUUUGAUCUACAAUGUUGUAGAUCGUCGCUUAGGUUUCGUAUCUACUGGUUUGUUCUCUGCCCGUUGGCAUUUUUUUCGCGGCA
Messenger RNA from Prorocentrum cordatum, 3938 nucleotides. The record is from the annotation of a GenBank genome assembly. Lineage: Eukaryota; Dinophyceae; Prorocentrales; Prorocentraceae.